AUGAAACGUUACUUCAUCUUAUACAUGUAUGUUGAAUCAGUUAACAUAGAAGUGAAGGAAGGCUCUUACGCAACGAUUUCGUGUAUCAUCAAUGGCAUAACAGAAACAGCAGCAGUGACCUGGCGAACAAGUACAGGACCUGUUCCAGGCGAUAAGCUCGUCCCUACCCAAGGAAGUUACUCUGAUGGGACACAGACAUCAACUCUUGCCGUAGACGGAACUCUUGUCAACGAAGAUACUGCCUACACUUGCAGAGUCACUUCAAGAUCUUUACCUGAUUCCAACUUCUCUGAUACCACUGUCAAUCUGAACGUUUAUGACGUUGAAUCAGUUUACACAGAAGUGAAGAAAGGCUCUUACGCAACGAUUUCGUGUAUCAUCACUAGCAUAACAGAAACAGCAGCAGUGACCUGGCGAACAAGUACAGGACCUGUUCCAGCUGAAAAGUUCACCCCUGUCCAAGGAAGUUACUCUGCAGGGACACAGACGUCAACUCUUGCCGUAGACGGAACUCUUGUCAACGAAGAUACUGCCUACACUUGCAGAGUCACUUCCGGAUCUUUACCUGAUUCCAACUUCUCUGAUACCACUGUCAAUCUAAACGUUUAUGACGUUCAAUCAGUUAACACAGAAGUGAAGAAAGGCUCUUACGCAACGAUUUCGUGUAUCAUCACUGGCAUAACAGAAACAGCAGCAGUGACCUGGCGAACAAGUACAGGACCAGUUCCAGCUGAAAAGUUCACCCCUGUUCAAGGAAGUUACUCUGCAGGGGCACAGACAUCAACUCUUGCUGUAGACGGAACUCUCGUCAACGAAGAUACUGCCUACACUUGCAGAGUCACUUCCGGAUCUUCACCUGAUUCCAACUUCUCUGAUACCACUGUCAAUCUAAACGUUUAUGACGUUGAAUCAGUUAACACAGAAGUGAAGAAAGGCUCUUACGCAACGAUUUCGUGUAUCAUCACUGGCAUAACAGAAACAGCAGCAGUGACCUGGCGAACUAGUACAGGACCAGUUUCAGGCGAUAAGCUCGUCCCUAACCAAGGAAGUUACUCUGAUGGGAGACAGACAUCAACUCUUGCCGUAGACGGGACUCUUGUCAACAAAGAUACUGCCUACACUUGUAGAGUCACUUCCGGAUCUUUACCUGAUUCCAACUUCUCUGAUACCACUGUCAAUCUAAACGUUUAUGACGUUGAAUCAGUUAACACAGAAGUGAAGAAAGGCUCUUACGCAACGAUUUCGUGUAUCAUCACUGGCAUAACAGAAACAGCAGCAGUGACCUGGCGAACAAGUACAGGACCUGUUCCAGGCGAUAAGCUCGUCCCUACCCAAGGAAGUUACUCUGAUGGGAGACAGACAUCAACUCUUGCCGUAGACGGGACUCUUGUCAACAAAGAUACUGCCUACACUUGUAGAGUCACUUCCGGAUCUUUACCUGAUUCCAACUUCUCUGAUACCACUGUCAAUCUAAACGUUUAUGCGCUAUCUACAAUGGAUACUGUGUACUACAGUCCCACGAGUAUAGAGGUGACAGUGGAAGGACGUUAUGAGCCACAAAUAAUUUGGUUCAUUGGAGGACAGGCGUACAGUUCUCAAGAUAAUCCCCAUUUGACCCCAACAAUUUCAUCGGUAUGGUCUGGGUCCAAAAAGACCUUUAAUCUGGCGUUCGAUAUGAGUGGGUUUGAAACAUCUAUGUCGCCGUUCACAGUUCGAGGAACAGUGUCUUUCGGAGACGCCACUGAUUCAACCUUCGACACGGUGACAGCCAACAUCUACAAGAGAGAGUUUGUUGAGAGCCUUCCAGCCUCAACAAUAUUCCGCAACACUGACAUCCCGAAAGCAUUCUUGUGCUCUGCUUCGGGUGAAGACAAGGAAUUACUUACGUUGUCUUGGAAGAUAGGAGAUGUACUAGUAGAUGAUGAGGUAGAGCACGUGACCCUAACAGAUGAGUCAGACAGCAGCUCAACCACCACCAAGAUCAGCAAGUUGACAAUAACAACCAACAAACCAACUUUCAACGCUCAGUUCAAAUGUAUUGCCACCUGGAGCGGAAUAAAUGGAAAGUCUAUCGAGUCGACGUCUGACUCUAACGCUGUCGGAGUAGCCGUGGAUGAGAACACGUUCAGCACUGGUUCCUCUGGAGACGGAGUAAUAAGUUGUGUGGUGUGGGGUGAUUCACCCCCACAUUCUGUCACGUGGUCUAACGAAAGGGGUGAUGCUAUCACCAACCAACCUGAUGAGACAGAAAUCGCAGACAGUAUAACAGAAGGCAUUACUUACACCCACUUGCUCACUGUUAAGAAGAUGACGUUUGGGGAUCAAGGAAAAUACACCUGCUCAGUUGUGUUUGGGGAAAACGAAACCCCCGUUAAUGUCGUCACAACUCUUCACAAGCUUUCUGCAAGUUUCGAACCAGCAACACCAUAUUUCGUCCACGAGGAAACUGUCCAGUUCUCCUGCGUGUACAACGGUUUGGAUGACCCGCAGAAUAUCAAAUGGUUCAGGAGUUCAACAGACGAUGCUGAAAACCUAAUAAGCAACAGUGAUGCUAAGUACACCAUUACCACUGGCAACUUCAACAAGGCCUUCAGUACGAAGACUAGCGUUAUCACUGUAGAGGAUGUUGAAGUUACUGACAGUGGCGACUACACCUGCAAAUGGACCACCGCAAACUUCAAUCCUAAGUCAACAACGGUAGUCUCUGUUCGAUGUAAGUGA
Messenger RNA from Bolinopsis microptera, 2721 nucleotides. Its product is annotated as mucin-17-like. The record is from RefSeq and is a predicted model, not a curated record. The transcript has 12 exons. Lineage: Eukaryota; Metazoa; Ctenophora; Tentaculata; Lobata; Bolinopsidae. The coding region runs from base 1 to 2721 and encodes 906 amino acids.